This is a messenger RNA of Paecilomyces variotii, 1572 nucleotides long. Its product is annotated as kinase-like domain-containing protein. NCBI's taxonomy places the organism in Eukaryota, Fungi, Ascomycota, Eurotiomycetes, Eurotiales, Thermoascaceae. The transcript is spliced from 5 exons. The record is from RefSeq and is a predicted model, not a curated record. Bases 1 to 1572 code for a protein of 523 amino acids. Gene Ontology annotation, cellular component: mitochondrion.
AUGUCGAGGCGGCGGAUGGACUUUCCUAAUCAUUUAGCGGCCCCGGAAACUGCAAUGUUCUCAGGGUUUCCUCAUUUCAGAACAGGUAGAUUGAUCAGUCGUGAUGAACUCUUCGCGUAUACGAAUGGCCAUUUCCUCAUUGACGAACAACGCCAGCUCGAUCGACGUUACGUGAAAUUCAAUAUAGAUGCCCUUUGCGAUGUCGCUGCAGUUGCAGGCGACGAGUCGUCUCGCAUCACAACUAUUGAAAAGAUGGAAGGAGGCUUUAGCAAGGCUCUUCUGAUGAGAAAAGAAAAUGGAAAAGAGAUCAUUGCUAAGAUUCCCACCCGCAUUGCUGGCCCGACAUGUCUAACGACGGCAUCGGAAGUAGGAGUUUUAGAAUAUGUGCGAAGAAACAGAAGUAUACCAGUUCCACGUGUCCUGUCGUGGUCCUCAGACUGCACGAACCCUGUAGGUGCUGAAUACAUAAUCAUGGAGAAGGCCGCAGGGGUUCCGCUGUUUCAGCGAUGGGCCAAUAUGAAAGAGAUUGAAAAAUUGGAACUCAUAAAGAACUUGACUAAGUUUGAGGCUCAAUUAUCGGCUAUUCGAUUUCCUGCGUAUGGUGGAUUAUACCUUCGAGCAGAUGCAAGCGUCCUGAAGUUCCAUCGCCAUUUACUCGAUGAGAGUAUUGAUCCAUCAAGGACGACAAUAUCAGAUCUUGGGAUAUCGAUCGCAAAACGGGAGCUAUCUCAAAUAUCAAGCAAGCGUCCAGAUAGAUCACCGAUGUUCUAUCAAGGAAGUGUUCAAGAGCAGGCCCAUCUGCUCGAAUCCACCAUCAGUCUCAUGCGCAUGUUGGAUUCUCAUCCAACACUAAUCAAGUCGGGUCAACCUACUUUGUGGCACACCGAUCUACACAUGGGAAAUAUAUAUGUUGCACCUAAUGAGAGCUCACAGAUAGUAUCUAUGAUUGAUUUUCAAUCUCUUUCCGUGUUGCCCGCAUUUCUUCAGGCACAGUGGCCCAUAUUCCUGAAACCCCCACACAGUUACAUAAAAGGACUUGUGCAGCCAAAACUUCCUGACGAGUUUGAUGAGUUGGAUGAAGACAGCAAAUUGCUUGCUCAACGCGAAUGGUCCCAGGCAAAGUUGGCAAAGGCAUACGAAGUUUCAACCUAUCUUGAAGACAGAGUUGCGCACGAAGCUAUGAUGAAUGUGCCGCGCGUCUUCCGAGAGCUUUUUAUUCGCUGUGGAGAGGUCUCUGAGGUUGGUGUGAUUCCACUUCGAGCAUGUCUGAUAGAAAUCUUUCAGAAUUGGUCGACUCUGGGCUUUACUGGGCAGUGUCCUUUUUCAUUUACGGAGGAGGAAAUCGAUACACAUGAACAGCAGUUUCUUGAAUACCAAGCUUGGCAUGAGGUCCAACGCCUGGCGUGGGAAUGCCUAGAUACUGAUGCUGAGGGAUGGGUGGCGCCUGAAGUAGACAUUGCGGAAAAGCGCAAACAGAACAAGGAAUUGCUGUCUAUGUUCAUCGAGCGAAUGGCUGGCGAAAAGUCCCCGGAAGAAGCGAUGAAGAUGUGGCCAUUUCCGGAUGAAGCAUGA